This is a messenger RNA of Aspergillus pseudoviridinutans, 1512 nucleotides long. RefSeq names its product cytochrome P450. NCBI's taxonomy places the organism in Eukaryota, Fungi, Ascomycota, Eurotiomycetes, Eurotiales, Aspergillaceae. Gene Ontology annotation, molecular function: monooxygenase activity; heme binding; oxidoreductase activity, acting on paired donors, with incorporation or reduction of molecular oxygen. The coding region runs from base 1 to 1512 and encodes 503 amino acids. The transcript is spliced from 4 exons. The record is from RefSeq and is a predicted model, not a curated record.
AUGAUUGCCCAGCUUGCAUACCUUCAAUAUGAUGUACCGACUCUAGUCACCACAGCAUGCGCCCUACUGAUCCUGCGCUAUCUACUCAGGGCUCUUUUCGACCCCUUGCGUGAUGUCAAAGGCCCAACGUUCGCACGAUACACACGUCUAUGGGAAAUUUACAAUAACUGGCAAGGACAACUUGAACAUGUCACGGUCGCUCUACAUAAACAAUAUGGUUCUAUUGUCCGGCUAGCACCCAACCGUUACAGCAUUAGUGACCCGUCGGCAAUUCGCACCAUUUACGGCACCGGCUCAAAGUUCAGUAAAUCGGAUUACUAUAUUCCCUUCGGUGCGCCCAUAGACCACAAGGAUGUCUUCUCAGAGACAAGCAAUGAGAAACAUGCGUCAGAACGCAGGAAAAUCUCCAAUAUGUACGCCAUGAGCUCUUUGGUGUCCUACGAGCCAUUCGUAGACAAAGUGAACGGCCAAUUCAUGGCCGCGUUGGCCGACCAUGCCCAGCGUGGUCGGGCGCUCGAUUUGUUCACCUGGAUGCAAUUCUACGCAUUCGACGUCAUCGGUGAGAUCACCCUCGGGCGAUCGUUCGGCCUACUCGAAGCCGGCCACGACAAGGACGGACUUUUGCGUGCUGUCCAUGUCGGCUCCAUCAGUUACGGUUCUAUGGUGGGGCUAAUUCCUAAAAUCCAUCCCUGGUAUCUCUGGCUUCAGAAAGUUUUGCCCAUCGAGAGCCACUGGAAAGUGACGCAACGUGUUAUAUUGAGAGAGAUUGGUGCCAGGUUGGAGGGAGUCAGUACCAGCGAUCGCAAGGACUUCCUAGCCAAGUGUGUCGAAUUGAGCAAAGCUGGAAAGCUGGAUCAGUCCACAACCAAUAAUGUGCUUGGUAUGAACAUUGGCGCUGGCUCUGACACAACUGGGAUUAGCAUGAGUGCUAUCAUCUACUUCCUAAUGAAGCAUCCGAGCUGCUUACAGAAGCUCCGCGAUGAAAUUGAGACAGCUGAUAGGCAAGGAAAUCUCUCUAACCCCGUUACUUUCCAAGAAGCUCAGAAGCUUCCAUACCUGCAGGCCACCAUUAAGGAAGCCUUGAGAUUGCAUGCGGCAGUCGGCCAGAUUCUUAGCAGAGUGGUCCCUGAUGGUGGUGCACAGAUUGCUGGCAGACACUUUCCACAAGGUACUGUGGUGGGCGUAAAUGCAUGGGUGGUCCAUAGCGAUGAAAACAUCUGGGGCAAAAAUGCGCACGAGUUCCGACCUGAGCGUUGGCUGGUUGAGAAAGAGCAACUUGCCUUCUUGGAUCAAAAUUAUUUGGCAUUUGGCGCCGGUUCAAGAACAUGCAUCGGCAAAAAUAUCUCACUCCUCGAAAUGACAAAACUUUUACCUCAGCUCGUUCGGCGUUUUGACUUUGUCCCUGCUGGCGACAGCGAAUGGACGACUACUAGCGGGUGGUUUGUUAAGCAAAAUAUUCAAGUAAAAGUCAUUGACAGAGAACGUGCGACCAACAUGUCUAUCAGCUCCUAA